Saccostrea cuccullata (small rock oyster) is the source of this 5823-nucleotide messenger RNA. Its product is annotated as microtubule-associated serine/threonine-protein kinase 2-like. The coding region runs from base 46 to 3810 and encodes 1254 amino acids. Lineage: Eukaryota; Metazoa; Mollusca; Bivalvia; Ostreida; Ostreidae. Gene Ontology annotation, biological process: intracellular signal transduction; peptidyl-serine phosphorylation. The record is from RefSeq and is a predicted model, not a curated record. The transcript is spliced from 23 exons. Gene Ontology annotation, molecular function: protein serine/threonine kinase activity; magnesium ion binding; ATP binding.
AUUUUUAUUUUGACAGGAAGUAGUCCCCAUGACAGUCCCAGGAAUAUGUCGCCUAGUCAACACGGCAACUUCCUGUUCCAGAAUGUCAGGAAGUGCGAUGGAAGACGGUGGUCCUUUGCUUCCCUGCCUUCCUCGGGUUACGGAACAAAUACUCCAGGCAGCUCUAAUGUUUCGUCUCAAUACUCAUCACAAGAACGUCUUCACCAGUACCAGCCACCCCAGGAGGAGUACACCCUCAGUGGGAAUGAGGGGGACGAGGAGGGCAGGAAAUCCCCCCUGUCCCCCCUCCUACGACCCAGGUCCCGAAGUCUCAGCUUAUCCUGGCUUGCACUUGAUAGUCCAAUGGUUUCUCCUGGUGGGGACGAGAUUGUCAUGAUGAACAGUGUUUAUAAGGAACGAUUUCCCAAGGCCACGGCUCAGAUGGAGGAGAAGCUGAAGAAGUUUUUAGAGCAGAACAAGCUGGAGGAGGUGGACUGUGAUGCCAUUACACGGUUCCUGCACCACCAGGUGAUGGAACUUGCUCGCGACUGUCUCCAGAAAUCACAGGACAAACAGAUCACAGGGACCUACUUCUUCGAGCUCUCAGAGAAACUAGAGAAACUACUCAUUGAUGCACAAGAAAGAGAAGAUAUUGCUUACGAGUUUCUGUACCCAGUCAUCAAGAACCUGUAUUUGAUCAUCUCUAGACCCUCAAGAUUACUGGAGUGUUUGGAGUUUGAUCCGGAGAAGUUUUAUCAGCUUCUGGAGGUGGCAGAGGGACAGGCCAAAGAACACAUGAAACGUGACAUUCCGCAAUAUAUCAUCAGUAAACUAGGCCUCAACAGGGACCCACUGGAAGACCUCACUGAUGGUGAUACUGCUAGCUCAGAGCUGGAUUCCUCCAUUACAGAAGAAAUUACACAGAAACGACGGAUAUACAAAUUCCACACUCCUGUUGAGGAAGACUUUGAACUAAUUAAAUUAAUCAGCAAUGGAGCUUAUGCUGCUGUUUAUCUUGUACGCCAUAAAGAAUCUCGACAAAGAUUUGCAAUGAAGAAGAUAUGUAAGCAGAAUUUAAUACUACGCAAUCAGACGGAGCAAGUCUUUACAGAAAGGGACAUUCUAAGCUUCACAGAAAACCCAUUUGUUGUCAGCAUGUAUUGCAGCUUUGAAACCAAGCGCCAUCUAUGUAUGGUUAUGGAGUACGUAGAGGGAGGCGACUGCGCCACGCUGAUCCAUAAGGCUGGUCCCCUACCUUUUGAUUUGGCCAGGAUGUAUUUUGCGGAGACAGUGUUGGCGUUGGAAUAUCUCCACAGCUAUGGAAUUGUUCAUCGUGAUCUCAAACCUGAUAAUCUCUUAAUAACUGCCACUGGCCACAUUAAACUCACAGAUUUUGGGCUUUCAAAAAUAGGACUCAUGAGUUUGACAACAAACCUGUACGAGGGUACGUUAGAACAGGACUGUAAGGAAUUCAGUGAUAAACAAGUGAUUGGUACUCCAGAGUACAUCGCACCCGAGGUCAUACUCAGAAAGGGAUAUGGAAAGCCUGUGGACUGGUGGUCGAUGGGAAUCAUUCUGUAUGAAUUUCUUGUUGGCUGUCCUCCAUUUUUUGGAAGCACCUCCGAGGAGUUAUUUUCUCAAGUUAUUAAUGAGGACCUGGAGUGGCCAGAGGAAGAAGAAUGGCAGGUGAGAGACGACGCCCGCGACCUGAUCACCCAGCUGUUACAGCACAAUCCUAUAAAUAGACUGGGUACCGGCGGGGCUCAGGAGGUCAAGGAACACAUUUUCUUUAUGAACCUAGACUGGGCGGGGCUAUUGAGACAGAAAGCUGAGUUCAUCCCAGAGUUAGAAAGUGAAGAGGACACUAGUUACUUUGAAACUCGUUCAGAGAGAUACAAUCAUGACAUUGAGACGGAGGACACAGAGGAUGACACGGAGGAUCCAUUGUUUCAGAGCUUUGCCUCCUCCUCCCCGCGGUUCUACUACAAAAUAGACGAAAUGAACGAGAGCAAAGAUAAAGAUGACAGAAGAAGGCAUUCCAGUGCUGAUGAAAUGAGAAGACACUCAAGCGCUGAUGAAAUGAGGACACAGCUACUGCAGAAACAGGCGCUGGAGAGAAAAGACUCGAACCAGUCGGAGAGUUCUGACACAUCACUAGAACUACAGCAGCUGAUGAAGAAGGAGAUCAGUAGCGUGGACUCCACAGACACGUGUAAAGCUCAUGACAGCAGUGGAACAAAGGACGAAGAAGUCUUCUCCUCACCUCCAGAACAUACACCUCCAAGAAAGAGCACAUUGGCAAUUUUCUUCAGUACACCACCAAAGAGUCAGAUUCCUAACACAAGCACCCCGGAGACUCCGAAACCCACCCACCGCCACCCCACCACCAGUACCCCGGAAAGUUCAGACAACAGCGACGACGCCAGGAAAAUCUCCAAACGGGAAAUCCUUCCACCCCCAAUAAAAAGCAUCAUCCCUAAACUGGCCAUCUCUUCUGAUGAAGACAAGGACAAAGGUCAAGGGGUUAAAGAGUUAUCUCCUGUUGAUGAAAAGAAAGAAAGGGACAUAGAAUCCAGUUCACUCAGUAGAAAAGUCCUACAGAAAUCUGCCUCAACAACAGCACUGACACUCCUCAUCCAGCCAACAGAUGAGUUUAUAGCGAAGCCCAUGCUGUCUCCCGGAGGGUCAAGCACCAGUUCCAGAGAUGGCUCACCCUCCAGGGAUGUCUCACCUCUAGUCAAGUCUCUCAACCCUCCCAUCAUCAUUAGGAGGGGCCCACGGGGCUAUGGAUUCACACUCAAAACCAUCCGAGUGUAUCAGGGCGAGACCGACGCUUAUACAUUACAACACGUGGUUGUGGCAGUAGAGCAAAACAGUCCAGCUUAUGAGAGUGGAUUACGUCCAGGAAUGUUGAUCACUCAUAUCAACGAUGAACCAGUACAGAGUCUGUUGUACACCAAAGUCAUUCAAAACAUUCUGAAAGGGGGAGAUGUGGUCAGCAUAAAGUGUAUUCCAAUGGAAAGUACGACAAUUAAAAGGGGAGGAAGGCGCAGAGCACAUCCUGGAAAAAUGGUCCGAAAAUCCAACAAGAAAAAAGGAGAUGAAAAAAUCAGAGAAAAAACAAAGGGAAGAUCUAUUCUAAGGAGGCUGAGUUCAAAAUCUAAGAAAAGUGAAUGGUCCACAUCUCCUCUGAUGGUGACAGGUCGAUCCAUUGGUAGUGGAGCUUUCAGUAAGUCUUGGACUUGUGGGGACAGCAGCAGUGGACAGCUUAAGGCCACAAAGUCUUUCCCUGGUGCCAAUCCAUGGUCACCCGAUUCUUCAUUUGGCAAUUCCUCAAAUAGCUCUCCCAAUUCCAGUUCCCCCAAUUCUCCUGCAAGUAAUUCCACAUUUGGCAGGCCAAGUUCGUUACACGGGUUACACCAUAAUAAGCGCACUCACAGCAUCAAAUCACCUCAUCGUCGGAAGUCUGUUCACAACAUCCCAUUGUCUCCCCUGGCUCGUACCCCUUCCCCCUCACCCAUGCCAACCUCUCCCAAUCGCAGUCCCAGUCCCUUAGCAUUUACGCAGAGCCAAGCCAGUGGCCAUCAGAUGGGAAGCUCCAAUAUGCCUCAGCAAACUUAUCCUGCACAUUUGAAUUCCUCCCAGUCCCCCAAUGCAAGCAUUACCAGAAAAACCUCCUUUUCUCGACCAAAGAGUUGUGAGCCUGGUUCCCCCCUCUUAAGGCGUGCCCUAUCACCAGACAGGCUUCACCCUCAUUCUGCAGAAAAAGCUGCUGUUCAGAGGAAGGGGUCACUUCAGGAGAAAAAAAGUCAUCUGUACGAGUCCAUGUGAUUGAUAAGGCUGUUGUUUAUACUGUACAUAGUUAAAAGAUCUUGUUAACUGCUUCUUUUACUCAGUGAGCACAAAGACGCUUUGAAAUUCUCUAACCAACCCUUUAUUGUGAUAUUAUUGACCUGAAUUGUUUUUGUGCAAGUGCUUGUUAAUGAUUAGUACUUCCCCCAUAUAUUUUCAUGUGUGACCAGCUUUUUUCUGUGAUGACCCAUGUAAGAAACCUCCCCAUGCUCAAAACAUGUGCUAAAUCUGAGUUUACUGAUUAGUAGAAUGUGAUAUAUUGUUUAACCAUUGAGAAAUGUUUGUUCACUUAUUAAUUCACUUGAUUCAAUUUAUAUGCAUUCAUAUUCUCCAGUGCUAGAAAUUUUGGGAAGAGUUUCAUUGGGAAGGUUUAGCAUUGCAUACUUAAAAAAAAAAAUAAUUGCAUCUAUGGGAUAAAAUUUAUCAGAACAAUAUUAUUUGGCUGACAGAUGACCAGAAAACAAUCAAAAUGAAAAUGCAUUGGUUUAAAAUCAUUGAAACAUACUGUUUAGUCAUAAACUAUGAAAAAUUUAAGGUAAUUUUAAUUGCAUCAUAGGUUUUUGGUUGUAAAUGCUAGUUUACCAAUUAAUGAGUCUUUUGUAAGAAGUUAGAAAUCUUUUAGAAAAAUGGAACAAGCCUAAUGGAUGAAUUGAUCAGGAUAUUAAUCGUGAACAUACAUAAACAUUCAAUCAGAUUUUGUGUUGACUUACUGAACUGUGAUUUAUUGUUUAAAUACUACUUGGUGCUUUCAUGCAAAUUACAAAUUUGUUUUAUCUUAACCCUCAGAGAAAUUCUUGAUAAUAAAUAUUUUGCAUUAUUAUAAUGCUUUUCUUUUCAAUACAAUAUGACCUAUCAUAAGAGAUAGUGAGGAUCUCAUUCCAAUUCCGUGUAGAAUUUCUCUGAAGAUUAAAGAUUCUACUUUUGUUGUAUAAAUGUCUAAAGACGUAAUAAUGGCAUUCAACCAAUUCAUACUUAACUCAUUAUGUGUAGUGUUAUCAGAAAGUUUUUGUCUGUGACUGAAGGUAAAUGUAAACAUACUGCUUUGAUGUGGAUUUUUAAUACAUACAAAAAGAAUUGAUUUUUUGUUUAAAGUACAUGUACAUGCUUUUGAAGAAGGAUUGAAUUUAUAAAUUCUAUAAACUCAUUAUUUCCAUAUGCUUAUGAAGUAGUGCUAAUUCAUUUUUACUUGUAUUCAGCAGACUUUCAUUAAAGUGUAAAAUUCACUAGAAAUGUAAAUAUGAACACAACACAAAAGCAAAUAUGAAGAUUAUAAAAUUCAUUUUAUCUGGAAUUGAGAUUUCUUCAACAUAUUGAUUACAUAUCAAAAAUUUCAGAUUCUUGAAUUUCAUCUAUAAGAAAAAAAACUUGUCGUUAAAGUCUUGCAGACAAAUACAAGGUUUUCAGUUUGUCCAUUGAUCUCAUGCACAUGUAUAUAAGUAUAUAUAUAUAAUUAAAUGUUAUCCCACUGCCUGUACAAAAGAUAUAGUGUUGAUGAAUGACUAGUUUAUUUGUAUGUAUAGAAUUUGGAUAAGUGAUAUUGCUGUUGUAAUUAUUUUGUUAUACAUAUUAUAUUUCAUGUUUUUUGCUACAAUUUUAUGAAUAUGUAGUUUGUGUUGACUAUUUUUCAUUGAAAGUUGUAAAGUUGGAGUUUUGCAAAAUCUGUUUUUGCUUUUGAGUAGAUCAAAAAUUUAGAUCAUUUCCAAUAAAUAUUUUAUAGACUGAAGAAUUCAAAAUUUUGAGAUUCAAGGUUUUUAAAUGGAGUAAAUACUACAAUUUUUGGUACUUUUUAAGAAAUAGUACAACAUUUAUACACAAGGGACAAAUUCACUCAAUUUUUUUUGGUAAAAGUGUAAACAGUAGUUCAGUGGUGUGCUUUGUUAACAAUACUUGAUGUUUAAAACAUUGCAUUGUAAAGCUGUACAUAAGCAUUGAAAUCCUUUACAACUCGGUAAAAGAAACCAUUUUUAUCAUAUAAUAAAUUUAUAAAAUUGA